Exserohilum turcica Et28A is the source of this 871-nucleotide messenger RNA. RefSeq lists its product as uncharacterized. Lineage: Eukaryota; Fungi; Ascomycota; Dothideomycetes; Pleosporales; Pleosporaceae. The record is from RefSeq and is a predicted model, not a curated record. The transcript has a single exon. The coding region runs from base 493 to 771 and encodes 92 amino acids.
GCCGGCGGGCGUGCGGCGGGCGAGAUGGGCUCGGGAUUAUCGUGAGGUCGUGAAGUGUGAAGGUGAUGGUUGGGGGUCGCAAAUUCAAGUCGGGUGACCCGUGGACGGCGGGUGGCCGCUAGCGCACGAGCACGAGCAAGACAGCCAGCCAGCUCGGGCUACGGGCCAAGAUGGUCGAUAGAAGCUGCCCGGGGACGCGCCCAUGGAAAAACCAACCCUCGCGGCGAAGGCUGCCCGCCCGCGGCUGCAACGGCGACGGUGGUUUCCGGUGUGCACUGCACGCCGCCGCAGCGAGCGCUCGUCUCGCGCGGCGCACCAGCUGUUGCGCUGCUGCUGCUGUUGUUGUUGUCGCUGCUGGCCGACGGCGCCAGAGGGCGAAAGUGACGCGCUCCGACGCGCUCGACACACGGCGCUAGGCCCAAGACGGGGGGCGUGCUGGCCCGUGCGUGGCGGCCGCAGGUGAGGCCCUCUUUUGUCGCGGCCCCUGCAUACAUGCAGGCAGUGUUUUUCUGCCACUGCAACCACCACCACCACCACCACCUGUCACCACUUUUCCCUCCACUCGCCCGCUGCCAGCGCGCUGCCAACACACUGCGAGCCGCUGCCUCGCCCGCCGGCAACCCGCUGUUUCCCCGCUGCCAAUCUCGCCGCCUCCUGGCUGCUGCCUCGACUGCUCCACCUCUGCUGCCGUGUCGAGGGGCAACACCAACCACCCGCCGCCAGAAACAUGCCAGCAACGCAGCGCACGCAUGCACUGGCAAGCUGGAGUAGCCCAAUUCGCUGCCCGCCCGGAGCCCGUGCUCCACUGUGGGGCGUCGCCGCCGGCACACUGCAACUCUGCAAAUCUGCAAAUGCUCCAUGACUCGUCCAU